Messenger RNA from Cotesia glomerata, 1743 nucleotides. Its product is annotated as E3 ubiquitin-protein ligase RNF13-like. Gene Ontology annotation, cellular component: cytoplasm; nucleoplasm. The record is from RefSeq and is a predicted model, not a curated record. The coding region runs from base 345 to 1700 and encodes 451 amino acids. Lineage: Eukaryota; Metazoa; Arthropoda; Insecta; Hymenoptera; Braconidae. The transcript has 7 exons.
AGAAAGCGGCCGUACAUACAAUAUAUCAUACUUUUACGUAAAAUUAAAAAAAAAAGUAUUAUAAUCAUUGUACUUGUUACUCAUUUUAAUACAACAAUUAUAUAUCCUCAUGAGAGUGCAUUUAAUACCUGUGUAAUUUAUUAAAGUGACAUUGCAUCCACAUAAACUCCAAAAUCUCAAUGGGCAGUAUUUAUCCAUCAAUAAAAACCAGUGAUGUAAAAUUAAGUCACUUGACACACGACGAUUUAUAGGAUGUGAUAUAUCCUUAUGGGGUGAAAGUGCCUCAUAACGCCGUAACAAUAAUCAUCACAGUAUAAUAAACCUCGACCAAACACACAACGAUAAUGUUGUCAUACUGCUGUAGCUCGAGCCACCGCGUGUUGUUGUGUCUGACACUGUCAACAAUGGCCGCGAAUGUCUACGGCGACAUUCUUGUCUUCUCAGACAAUUCGCAGCAUCAAAUAGAAGAGGAGUUCCGCGAUGUACCUGCUAGAUUCGGCCCACUUAUUCCCGUCGAGGGAAUCAGAGGGAGAGUUGUUUACGCACAGCCGCCAACAGCGUGUCGUGUAAUAGCUCCACCGCCGAAUGAGACUAAUUACACCGGUUUAUGGAUAGCAUUAAUAGCUCGUUACAAUUGUAGCUUUGAAAUAAAAGUACGAAUGGCACAAAAAGCUGGCUAUGAUGCUGUUAUUGUUCAUAAUGUUAAUAGUAAUGAAUUAGAACCAAUGUCAGCCAAGGAACCACUUGGAAUAAUUAUCCCAUCAGUAUUUGUAAGCUCGAUAACGGGCUUAAUAAUAAAAGAAAAUUAUUUAUGGGACAAUGAUUUCUCAGUGUUGAUAAAUGAUGAUAUUCCAUUUAAUAUCAACACACAUUUGUUACUCCCGUUCGCGAUUGUUGUGGGCAUAUGUUUCCUAGUCAUGGUUAUUUUCAUGGUUGUAAGAUGUAUAAAAGAUAGACGUAGACAGCGUAGGCAUAGAUUACCUAAGUCGAGUUUGAAGAAAAUACCCACGCACAAGUACACAAAGGGCGAUCCUUAUGAGACUUGUGCCAUUUGUUUAGACGAUUAUGUUGAAAAUGAUAAGCUGCGUGUACUACCUUGCGCUCAUGCAUAUCAUACAAAGUGUAUUGAUCCCUGGCUGACGAAAAAUAAGCGUGUGUGUCCAGUUUGUAAGCGCAAAGUUUUCGCAGCCGAUGAGAGAAUAAUCACUGACAGUGAAAGUGAUUCAGAUGCCGAUGACUCGACUCCGUUAAUCAGAGACGGUCAUCAAGGCACACAAGGUGGUACAUUCACACCGCAGCGUGAGAAUCCAUUCACCCGAGCAUUAAGAUCACAACAGAGACGUAAUUCAAAUUUGUCAAACAGCAGUGACGAUUCCUUCAGGUCGCUGAUAACAUCAGGCGGUAGUAGGAGCUCCCACAACGGUGAAACAUCUGGCAACACAACCUUUCUAGUAUCGGACACUCACAGCAUAAAUGGUGAACCGUCCGAUUUCGAACGCUCUACAGACAGUAAUAACACUUUUACGGUUACUGUAUGUAGUGCAGACGCUGAAGAACAUCCAGCAUCAGUGGUUCACAUUUCACAAUCUCAAUCUCAAUCUGCAGCGCAGGUUCCACCUACAACUUUCGCUCCUGUUAACUCACAUCAGGAUAGUAAUUUUAAUUUAGCUGAAAUGUUACUGGGUAAAUUUAAUGUUUAAUGACAUUUACACACAUCACAUAUUUUAUCUCUAAAAAUAAUUA